Mandrillus leucophaeus (drill) is the source of this 2733-nucleotide messenger RNA. RefSeq names its product mitogen-activated protein kinase kinase kinase kinase 1 (gene MAP4K1). Gene Ontology annotation, biological process: protein phosphorylation. Gene Ontology annotation, molecular function: ATP binding; MAP kinase kinase kinase kinase activity. The coding region runs from base 295 to 2631 and encodes 778 amino acids. The transcript has 28 exons. The record is from RefSeq and is a predicted model, not a curated record. Lineage: Eukaryota; Metazoa; Chordata; Mammalia; Primates; Cercopithecidae.
GAUCAUUUGCAUCACAUUUACAUCCAGCCCUGGGCCUUGGAGGUUGAGGAUGGUCCCUUGGGUCCCAAGACAAGCUGCCCCUCAGAGGCUCUCAGCGCCCAGGGGACAGGGGGUGGAGCCCUUUGCACAGCCGUGCAGUGCAGCUGGGGCAGGAAGCGAGAGUGGGGAGGAGGGAGGCCACAGCCCGCGGAGGCAAGGCGGGUGCAGGGCUUCUGGGGACAGAGGGAGGUGCCAGAACUUGAGCCCUGAGGCCCUGCUGGCCCCUGGGCGCAGGCCCAGCUCCGGCCCCCAGGGAUGGACCUCGUGGAUCCGGACAUUUUCAAUAGAGACCCCCGGGACCACUACGACCUGCUGCAGAGACUGGGUGGCGGCACAUAUGGGGAAGUCUUUAAGGCUCGAGACAAGGCGACAGGGGACCUGGUGGCACUGAAGAUGGUGAAGAUGGAGCCUGAUGAUGAUGUCUCCACCCUUCAGAAGGAAAUCCUCAUAUUGAAAACUUGCCGGCACGCCAACAUCGUGGCCUACCAUGGGAGUUAUCUCUGGUUGCAGAAACUCUGGAUCUGCAUGGAAUUCUGUGGGGCUGGUUCUCUCCAGGACAUCUACCAAGUGACAGGCUCCCUGUCAGAGCUCCAGAUUAGCUAUGUCUGCCGGGAAGUGCUCCAGGGACUGGCCUAUCUGCACUCACAGAAGAAGAUACACCGAGACAUCAAGGGAGCUAACAUCCUCAUCAAUGAUGCUGGGGAGGUCAGAUUGGCUGACUUUGGCAUCUCGGCCCAGAUCGGGGCAACGCUGGCCAGACGCCUCUCUUUCAUUGGGACACCCUACUGGAUGGCUCCAGAAGUGGCAGCCGUGGCCCUGAAGGGAGGAUACAAUGAGCUGUGUGACAUUUGGUCCCUGGGUAUCACGGCCAUCGAACUGGCCGAGCUACAGCCACCGCUCUUCGAUGUGCACCCUCUCAGCCCUCUGGAUACGGACACCUCUUCCCUCCCCCAGCAUCAACUGGUAUCCCAGCCUGGGCUGAAUCGAGGCCUGAUCCUAGAUCUUCUUGACAAACUGAAGAAUCCUGGGAAAGGACCCUCCAUUGGGGACAUUGAGGAUGAGGAGCCCGAGCUACCCCCUGCUAUCCCUCGACGGAUCAGAUCCACCCACCGCUCCAGCUCUCUGGGGAUCCCAGAUGCAGACUGCUGUCGGCGGCACAUGGAGUUCAGGAAGCUCCGAGGAAUGGAGACCAGACCCCCAGCCAACACCGCUCGCCUACAACCCCCCCGAGACCUCAGGAGCAGCAGCCCCAGGGAGCAACAGUCAGAGUCUUCCGACGAUGACUAUGACGACGUGGACAUCCCCACCCCUGCAGAGGACACACCUCCUCCACUUCCCCCCAAGCCCAAGUUCCGUUCUCCAUCAGACGAGGGUCCUGGGGGUAUGGGGGAUGAUGGGCAGCUGAGCCCAGGGGUGCUGGUCCGGUGUGCCAGUGGGCCCCCACCACACAACCCCCGUCCUGGGCCUCCCCCGUCCACCAGCAGCCCCCAUCUCUCCGCCCAUUCAGAACCCUCACUCUGGAACCCACCCUCCCGGGAGCUCGACAAGCCCCCACUCCUGCCCCCCAAGAAGGAAAAGAUGAAGAGAAAGGUGAGGUUCAGCUCUGCUGAGGACUUGCACCUCUGGACGGGGCUGGGGAUGCCUGGGUCCUUGUCUGUGCCUCCAGACCAGCACCUGCUCCUGGGGGCAGAGGAAGGCAUCUUCAUCCUGAACCGGAAUGACCAGGAGGCCACGCUGGAGAUGCUCUUUCCUAGCCGGACUACGUGGGUGUACUCCAUCAACAACGUUCUCAUGUCUCUCUCAGGAAAGACCCCCCACCUGUAUUCUCAUAGCAUCCUGGGCCUGCUGGAACGGAAAGAGACCAGAGCAGGAAACCCCAUCGCUCACAUUAGCCCCCACCGCCUACUGGCAAGGAAGAACAUGGUUUCCACCAAGAUCCAGGACACCAAAGGCUGCCGGGCGUGCUGUGUGGCGGAGGGUGCGAGCUCUGGGGGCCCGUUCCUGUGCGGGGCAUUGGAGACGUCCGUUGUCCUGCUUCAGUGGUACCAGCCCAUGAACAAAUUCCUGCUUGUCCGGCAGGUGCUGUUCCCACUGCCGACGCCUCUGUCCGUGUUCGCGCUGCUGACCGGGCCAGGCUCUGAGCUGCCCGCUGUGUGCAUCGGCGUGAGCCCCGGGCGGCCGGGGAAGUCGGUGCUCUUCCACACGGUGCGCUUUGGCGCGCUGUCCUGCUGGCUGGGCGAGAUGAGCACCGAGCAUAAGGGACCAGUGCAGGUGACCCAGGUAGAGGAGGAUAUGGUGAUGGUGUUGAUGGACGGCUCUUUGAAGCUGGUGACCCCGGAGGGGUCCCCAGUUCGGGGACUUCGCACACCUGAGAUCCCCAUGACUGAAGCGGUGGAGGCCGUGGCUAUGGUUGGAGGUCAGCUUCAGGCCUUCUGGAAGCAUGGAGUGCAGGUGUGGGCUCUAGGCUCGGAUCAGGUAAGCCCCUCCAUCCAAACUCCACAUCGCUUGCUGGGAUUACAGAAGCCUGUAGUGGUGGAGACACGCCCAGUGGAUGAUCCUACUGCUCCCAGCAACCUCUACAUCCAGGAAUGAGUCCCUAGGGGGGUGUUAGGAACUAGUCCUUGCACCCCCCUCCCCCACAGACGCACUAGUGGUCAUGGCAUGUCCUCUUCUCCCAAUAAACGUGACUUCAGC